Molecule: messenger RNA, 4545 nt
Organism: Pleuronectes platessa (European plaice)
Lineage: Eukaryota; Metazoa; Chordata; Actinopteri; Pleuronectiformes; Pleuronectidae
Gene: gsap
Product: gamma-secretase activating protein
Exons: 26
Coding region: 324-2633 (769 amino acids)
Biological process (GO): positive regulation of amyloid-beta formation
Cellular component (GO): trans-Golgi network
Source: RefSeq, a predicted model, not a curated record
GGUGGUGAGAGAUUCCAAGCCGCUGGAGUCACGCUCUCCUCGGCCAGUGGCAGCGACUCUCCUCGGGCUGGGUGUGCGGAGGGAGGAGCUUCCUUAAGGUUUUGCCAGGCAAUGUAACAUGCCACUAAAAGCAGGUUAGUUAUAGUUGUGAAGAGGAAGAAGCGGACAUUGGAUCACAGUGAGUUUACCUGCCGCUGCUUCUCCUCCUCAUGCUGCUGACGGGACUUUCGCUCACAUGACUCCGCGGAGGAAGUUGUUGCUCGAACCAGGGGUUGUGUCAGUGCGAGGAGCCCGGGGGAGCAGGUGGACUGGACGGGGGAGCGAUGCUGCAGCUGACGCGUCGGUUCGACCUGCACCGGGAUGUGGAGCUCGAUCUCCGCAGGAAGGAGGCGUCCGUCUGCCGGGUGACAGGAGUGAUACGUCAUGUGGGUUUCACAACAAUCAUGCUGUAUGCAGAAUACUCCGGCGCAGUGGAUCCUUGCAUCCUGAACAUUGAGAGUGAUGGAGGCAUCCUUUACUCUUGGAAGGGAUCAACGGGGACCACCAGGAUUGGGAAGUACGACUCUGACACUAAACAGAACAAGCUCCUCUACUCAUUUGACAAGCAGGUGUGUGUCAGCAGCUGUUCCGUGAACAAGGAGGAGACGCUGCUGGCCGUCAGCUUGGCACAGAAUACCAGAGGAGAAGAGCGCCUCAGACCAAUAUCCAAGUGUCUCACACUCCUGAUUGAGAUCCAUCCCAUCAACAACACUAAGGUCCUCAAGGCAGUGGACUGCAGGGUCAAAGUUCAGUUCCUCCACCAGGAUGCCAGCAGGAGAUCAGUGCCAGAGAGUCACCUGCUGCUGCUGACGGAGGAUGGAUAUGUUGAGCUGUACCACGUUCUGCUGACCAAACAGGAGGGUUACAGAGUGGUGAUGGCGAAUCCAGAUCGUCUGGUCAGAACGGCGGAGAGGAUAGUGGAGGACUUGAUUUGGGUCCAGUGGGACGGACACACACAAAGACUCUACUAUCUCACACACAAGGACAAGUUCCUGCUGCGAUGUGUUCAAUUCUACCCCAACCAUAGCUGUGAAACUGUGAUGGAGCUCCCGUUAGAGUUGCCUGCUAAUCCUUUCCCCACAGUCAAGUUUGUAAGCCUGGGCUUCGACCACUAUCACACAGAGAGACCAGAAAAGGAGCUCGUUAGCAUGGAGGUGUUCACAAACAGAAUAGGAAGCAUGAGUGUGUGCUACAGCCAGCCUCAAAAAGACAAACAGGAGCUGAUGUACACGGUGGUUUUAGUUCACAAAGACUGCAGCAAGACGUUCAGAGUAUCUCUGAGCAGCGAGCAGGAAGCCACGAGGCUCCAUCCUCUAAUCAUCCCCAUGGGUUAUUACAUGCUGGUGUAUCUGCAGGAUCAUUUCCUCCACUGUAUCAACACCCGGCAGGAGGAGAUGCUCUGUCACUCGCUCUUCCUCUCUGGUCACGAUGCUGACCUGGGCCUGCAGUGUCAGGCAGCUGACAUCACAGUGUUGCACACAGAGGAGGAGCCGUGCGGGAGUCUGCUGGAUGUGGCCAGUGGGAGGAUCUACAGCGCUGAGCUCAGCCCCGCCUACCUGCUGCAGAUCCUGCAUUCACAUGCGUCUUCCAGGUGUCCCAGCAGUCGGGCUCCCCCCCAGCACCUGGCCGCCCUCCACUGCCUGCUGGUUUACAUGGGAAACGACCCAAACCUGGAGCUGAAGAUUAUCGAAUGGCUGUGCGACCACAUAAACGCCUUCGAAUCCUUUGAUCAGAUCCAGGAGUUCAUUCUAGCCUCCCUGUACAGAAUAAGCUAUGAGAAGUCUCUUAGCCUGGAUAAAGUCCUGCCAUACUCCUCUGUAUUCGACAAGAAGGAGGUGCCAGUGUGUCUGCUGGAGAUCCCUGGUGUUGUGUGUGCCACUGAGCUGCAUAUUGAGUCUGUAAUAAAAGGGAAGGGUUUCUGGACCGAGCUGCAGUGGAACACGGAGAGGACAAAAUAUCUUGAUGCUGUUCCCAACACCAGAUACAGAGCCUCACACAUACAGGCCGACUGGGAUAAACUGAGGUUGGAGAGGAGACCAUCCAGCCACAUGAAUCACAUCGAGGAGAACACAAAGAAGGUUCUGUCCAUGGUGGAUACCUGGUGUCUCGAUAAGAAGCUGGUGCCCCUUUUCCAGGAGGAGGACCAUCAACAGAGGGUGCUCAUCGGCCUGACGGUUGACAAGCUUCGAGAGCAUCUCAACAGACACUUGCCUCGCCUGGGGAAGAAGAAGAUAGACUCGCUGGUUGUCUGCUACGUAGCCAAACUGUGGCACUCACAGCGACUCUCCCACUGUUUCCCUCUGACUGGUUCGACAGAGCUCACAGAUGGGAUGUACGUGCUCUUUAAGUUCAGAAAAGGUUGCUGGGAGGCAUUAGGCCACCACUUCAGUCCUCCAAAACAAAUAUCAGCUCUUUUGUUAAGAUGUGUGACCUUGCUUUGUGUAUCCAGCGAGCGGUUAGCUGCACCUGGGGACUCGCGUGUGGGCGGCGAGAGGUAUUCCCCUCCCCGCUUCUCCAAAUCCUAUUUUUGCCGUCCCCAUUACUUUCGGUUUCGGGUGUAUUUUCUUCGACUCAGAUCUCUCUGCACAUCCUGAUGCGACUGUUCAGCCAUGAGCAUCCAGGAGUUCGACAGAGUUUCUAUUUAGAUUCAGUCUGUAUCUGUUAGUUCAACUAGUGGCCUGCGGGUCAGAUACGGCCCUUUGGAAAAUGUCUAUGGCCUCAACAGCUUGAGAAUCAGGCCGACUUCUUUAUAUCUGAUCAGCCUCGACUUGAUCCGCUCCUGUUCAACCUGAUUCUCUGUCUUCUGCCUCUGAGGCUUCACAUGUAAUUAAUUCGUAGCAAUUAGUCGACAACUAUUCUGUGUAGCCAAUGAGCCCCCAGUGAUUCUCAUAUCCGGCCCCUUGCUUUAGAUCUAACAUAAGUGUUGAAUGUAUUUCCUUCCACAUGAGGCGUUUGGAACAAUUUAAGCCUUAAAAGUUCAAACCUGCAAAAAAAAUGCUGACCCAAACAGAAACGUCUGUUAGGACUCUAUCAGAGGAAUUGAACAGAGUUUUCAUUUAAAAAAAGGAGCCUAUUUGUUUUCUGAGGUUUCUUUACGCUCCCAGACAAAUGUAUAAAGCCUUAAGGUCUUUUCAAACAGAAAAUGAUUUGUGCCGUGCUGGCUGCUGGGUUCAUAGCAAAGAUCUACAUCAUUACAAAGUUUGGGAACGAUAACUGUUAAACUGGGACACAGGUGAGGAGUCAAUGGCCUCAGACACGGGUCAAGGUUCAUAAAAACAGUCUUUACUGUCUGAAGAGAUGACACCAGGAAGUGCUGCAGCGCUGACACAAACUGACAAAAGGAAGGACAGGAAACACAGGGUUUAAGUACAUGAGCUCUAUGCAUGAGCUAAUAAGACACAGGUGGACACAGUGAAGGGCAGGUGAUCAACAGGGGGCGGGGAAACAGACAGGAAGUGAAAUGAGAGACAACGAUGACUGCAAAAUAAAACAGGAAGUGACCAAAAUGUGUCAAAACAACUUAUCUCAAGAACCUCAUUACCCCAAUCAGGAAAUGUUGUCAUGUGUUGCCUAUUGGAAAGUGUUCAUUACAGCUGAAGGCCGUUGAAUGGAAUCUGGAAGGGCUUUUAGAGAUAAGUGUUCUAUUUUUGAAUUAAAGUCAAGGUACAAUUCGUUAGUUUUUCAGCUUUUUUACCAUUUGGGUUAUUUUGCCUCUGCACUGAUGACAGCCAGUGGUCAGAGGCUGUCUUGUUUUCGAACACAACAUUUUGUUUAGGUAGCAUGAACGUCACCAUAGAAAGCACAAGAACAAUUAAUUUCUUGAUAAAUUCAAAUAUAUUUAAAUGCACAAUGCACAUGUAUAUAUAUAUCACUUCAUUCUGCAUGCCCAGCACUUCAAACCAAACCCACACCCUCAGUAUUAUCCUCCCACAGAGAGGCAGGUGGGAUCUACAUAAUCAACUAGAGGGAUGUCACCACUCAGUGCCAUACAGAGGCUCUCGCUGCUGUAAAGUCAGCCAUUAGUAUUCCCGGGAGGUAAAUCCCUUCCCAGCUACGUGUCCCUGAAAGCAGACAUACAGCAAAUGUCAACACAACAGUAUCAAAUCAGGUCAAGGGUAAAGCUGGGAGUGAAUAGAAAGGCUUUGACGUUUUGGGACUUUAUGGAAUUGAAAAUGAAAGUCCCUGCUCACAGCUGGAUGAGUCGAUGGCCCGGGCGAUUUUAACCUUCAGACUCAGAGUGAAAGUAACAGAGAAAUGUGCGAAUCUGUAACCGUUUUUAUUUGUUAACCCGCAACAAGGCGAUUACUGAAUCUGUUCCACUCGGAGGAAGGGUGAGUUCAGAAAGUUGGAGUUCAGAAAACUCGCACAAAAAAAGUCGUAGAACAGUUGAGUAACUCACCAGCGGGGUGAACUAGCAUCAGGCUGACUCACACUUUGAAAGCUCAUUGGAUCGGGUUUCAAAGCGGGUCGACUCUUCUGCAAAGAAAAGUCCUGUCGGCGCUUUAU